Miscanthus lutarioriparius is the source of this 477-nucleotide messenger RNA. Lineage: Eukaryota; Viridiplantae; Streptophyta; Magnoliopsida; Poales; Poaceae. The record is from the annotation of a GenBank genome assembly.
AUGUCGAUGCAGUCGAUGAAUUCCCGCCGGCAAGGUCAACGAUAUCGACGCAUCCAUGUCCUUACUGGGCCGAUGGCCAGGAUGGUGCAGCCAAUCCCCGCGUCCUCUUCCAUCCAUCCUUACGACCACCUCUUCGACGAUUACCUCUUCGAUGAUGAUCUGUUCGACGACGAUGAUUAUCUGGCGGCGGCCCCCGCUCAUCGCAGCAGCAGCAGCAAGCGUUCUCGCGUCGCUGCCACUAGCGAGGAGGCCAUCCUGAGCCCCCAGGAGGUGACAGGUCGUUCUCGCUCGGGGUCGGGGGAGGAGUGCGCCGUCUGCCUGCAAGACUUCCGCGCCGACGAGAUGCUGAGGGCGAUGCCCUGCUCCCACGCUUUCCACCAACACUGCAUCUCGGAGUGGCUCCGCCGCAACGUCGUCUGCCCUCUCUGUCGCCGCCGGCUGCCCGACGAGGAGGACAAGCAGAGGAGGAGGAUCUAG